UUAUAAAAGAUACUCAGAUUUUAUUAAAUCUUCAAUAAUCUACCUUCUACAUUGUUAAUAGUACUCACUGUCUAUGUCUUACAGUUUAGUGCUUCUGUAUUAUUUCUUGGUCAUUCUUCUCUUUAUCAUACUUGGGUACACAUACACAGAAUUAUCAGUCAACAUGUAUAAGAUAAAAGUAUUUUUAAAACCCCACAUUGUAGAAAGCUUUUUGCCAGUGUUAAGUAGAGUGAUUUAUGUCGUACUUGCUCUUAAGAUACUACAAAGUAGUAAUGAGGUUAAAACUUAGAAGAAUUUUUUAAAGAUACUUUUCUUUAGCUGUUAGGUUUUUGAUCCAUUCAGCACACAUUGUUGAACCUGUGCUAGGUCAUGGCAUUAGGUGCUGUGGAAACAGUGUCUGCAGAGCAGCCCCCUUGUCACCGUGGAGCUUGCCUGCUCCGGGGGGAGGGGGCGGCAGGCCAUGCAGAGCCUUAGAAUAGUAGUGAAUACAGGAGACUAAAGUAGGGCCUGGGUUUCCCGCAGCUGAGGUUGGACUGGGAAAUGGUCAGCGUAGUGUUGCCGGGUUCAUUCCAAGACCAGAAAGAAAAGCAUUGCACCUAUGAACUUUCUAAGUUGUUAGGUUUAAAGUUUAGAGUUUAUGAAUUAGUACUACAAUACUACAGGACUUUAUUCCUGUUUGCUUUUGUAUAUUUCUCAAGUGUGACUCUGUAAACCUUCAAGAUGUUGAAGUUUAAUUCAAAUUAAAAUAGGGUUUGUACACUUCUGUUUUUCACCAAUCCCUGAGUGAUUUUACAGAGCCGAACCACAGAAAUGAUAGUAUAAAUGAAGAAGAAAAAAACCUAAGUUUCUUGAUCUUAAAAUUAAAAAAAUGAAAGAGUUAAAAAUCAGAAUUACCAUUACAAAGUAUGUGUUUGGUUCCAUAAGGACUGUAUUUUCCUACGAGUAGUGAGGCUCAUUAUAGUGUGCAGUAGCCCUAGGGCAUCUGUUUUCAGUCUUCGUAGCUUGUACAUGACUGGUCAGAAGAAGAGGUUCCCAGCAGUCAGAAGUGAGGCCUGUUUACUUUAAAAUGUUGGGGCCAAAAGAUGAGAUGUUUACACCAGAGGCAGACAGAGAAUCGAGUUUACCUUGGGCAGAAUACCCAGAGGAAUUGGAAAGGUUUCUUUUUGUUUGUGAGAUGAAAAACUGCAAUAAAUGUAUCUAUUUUGAAGCUAAGAAGAAACAAGAUCUCUAUAUGUGGCUUUCAAAUUCACCUCAUGGACCAUCUGCUAAAUUCCUAGUUCAAAAUAUUCAUACCCUCGCUGAACUAAAGAUGACUGGAAACUGUUUGAAAGGUUCUCGGCCCCUUUUGUCUUUUGAUCCUGCUUUUGAUGAAUUACCACAUUAUGCUUUGCUAAAAGAACUCUUAAUUCAGAUCUUUAGUACACCACGCUACCAUCCCAAAAGCCAACCAUUUGUGGACCACGUAUUUACUUUCACUGUUUUGGAUAAUAGGAUAUGGUUUCGGAACUUUCAGAUCAUAGAAGAAGAUGCUGCUCUUGUAGAAAUAGGACCUCGCUUCGUCUUAAAUCUCAUAAAGAUUUUCCAGGGAAGUUUUGGAGGACCAACUUUAUAUGAAAAUCCUCACUACCAGUCACCAAACAUGCAUCGGCGUGUCAUAAGAUCCAUCACAGCUGCAAAAUAUAAGGAGAAACAGCAAGUUAAAGAGGUACAAAAACUGAGAAAGAAAGAACCAAAGACUAUUCUUCCACAUGAUCCCACUGCAGAUGUUUUUGUUACACCAGCUGAGGAAAAACCUAUAGAAAUACAGUGGAUAAAACCAGAGCCAAAAGUUGAUUUGAAAGCAAGGAAGAAAAGGGUUUACAAAAGACAAAGAAAAAUGAAACAGAAGGUGAACAGUGGAAAUGCAAAAUGAAUCACUGGAUAACUAAUUUUUCAGUUAUUUUAUAUUUAUUUUGUAUUCAAUGUGUAAAUACUUUUAUUAUUCAGGACUAUCUUACAUCUAAUUAGUGUGGCAUUUAAAAGAAAAAUUAAAAUCUUGUGGCUUCAGUAGUAUCUUUUUCUAAAUAAAAUAUCCCUAGAAUUCAA
Molecule: messenger RNA, 2085 nt
Organism: Myotis brandtii (Brandt's bat)
Lineage: Eukaryota; Metazoa; Chordata; Mammalia; Chiroptera; Vespertilionidae
Gene: BRIX1
Product: BRX1, biogenesis of ribosomes
Exons: 8
Coding region: 1067-1912 (281 amino acids)
Biological process (GO): ribosomal large subunit assembly; rRNA processing
Cellular component (GO): nucleolus
Molecular function (GO): rRNA binding
Source: RefSeq, a predicted model, not a curated record